UCCUCUGCUGCUGACAUGGACUCCUCCUGGACUCUGUUUUCUCCCACACACGGACAAUACUCUGUCUGAAUGUAACCUUUGAUCUUUUCCGUUUUCUUCUUCUUUUUCUGUUCUUUUUUUUUUUGUUUGUUUGUUUGUUUUAUUUUUUUCUUCCCUCCUCCACUGGUGAAAGUGUUAGUGGGGGGUAAUGGCUUGGCCGUGUAUCAGCAGAGUGUGCUGCUUGGCUCGCUUCUGGAACCAGUUCGACAAAUCGGACUUGUCCGUCCCGCUCACCAUCCAGAACUACUCGGACAUCGCUGAGCAGGAGGUGCGGUCUGUCACCAAACAGGUUUCCGCCUCGGAGCGCGCGCCCGGGAAUAACUACUCAACCCCGGAGCAGCGUGCAGCCACCGGCUCCCCACACGCGCCCGCAGAUGGAGCAGGGAACAGGGGAUCUUUCCGGGCACGGAAGGAGCCCAGUUACAAGCCCCGGGAGGACUACCACCCUCCCGGAGUGCCUUUCCCCAGCGUCACACAAUACAAGCAGGAUUUCAAACCUUGGCCAAUUCCCCGUAAGGAGAACUUCCCCUGGAUUAGUAACGGGGGCAGCAGGGCGGACAGUGUUCCGGACAGCCCGGUGAACAGUUACCACCCUGGGGAGAGAGAGGAGCGGGGCAAAGGGCAGAGGUGGGGGGAGCAGCAGGUGACGGAGGAGAGAAAAACUAGCUCCUACAGGCAAGAGUACAGGCCGUGGACGGGGGCGAAACCAGCCAAAAGUGCUAGGAAAACCCCUCCAGCCCAGUACUCCAGCCCUGGUACAGAGGCCACCGAGGUCCCACGUGAGACCAGCUACCAGGCUGCCUACAGCGGGGACUUUCACAGCAGGUCUAUGGGUCUGAAUCAGGGGGAGCAAAUCAUCCCGUCUGCUAGCACAAAUAUACAACCUGCUGCUGUCCCACCUCCCAUCCCCGCUGCCCUGCAGGCCUGCAGUUCACAAACCCCCACCGGCUUCCAGCAGGGCGUCCUGCCUGAGAGGACCGAGCUCAGUGUGAUGACCAGAGGAGAGGAACAUCUGGUGAGGACCAAGCUCCCUCCAAACCCCUCUGCUGUCUUUCAAAGUGGAUCCAGGGUCUUCAACAUCUGAUGCUUUUCCAACCAUUCCACUUUAAUGGGUUUUAGUUUUCAAAGGAAUCAACAGGGGAAUGAUUUCAGUCCAUUCCACAACACAAGAAUCUAUGCAAGGGAAUGUAACGUUGAGGCCUGCAGUGCUGCAGCAUGCAGACAGAGACACAGAACAACCCCCCACUUUACCCUCUGGACCCUGUUGAUAUGAAAACAAAUAUGCAUGUCACAAAAUAGUUUGUUUCUGCAGCUAUAGAUGCACAAAUAACUGGCUGCUCUGUUUGUGUGUGUGGGUUUGUGUGUGUGCACCUGCUGAUUAGUCCUUUUGUUGUAUCGUCUGCUCUGAUAAUGAAUGAUGUGGAUGGUCAUUAAAUGCUUAGAGUACUCUCUUGGCCCUUGGUGUUGCUAGAAAAUCUGCUUGAAAAUAUGUUAUUUAUUUACUGGGUAUUCAAUUAGUUUGCUAUUUUGAGAAAGUGUUGUUAGGUUUUAUCAUUUUGUAAAUCUAUUGUUGAAGGAGAAGAGGAAUUAUACAAAAUGUUAGUGAAAAUAAAAUAAAAGAAUAUUAGGUUCUUAGCACUUUCUAUCAGACGUUGUUCAGCUCUUUUUCUUUCUUUGCAUUACA
Messenger RNA from Cheilinus undulatus (humphead wrasse), 1723 nucleotides. RefSeq names its product MAP6 domain containing 1 (gene map6d1). Lineage: Eukaryota; Metazoa; Chordata; Actinopteri; Labriformes; Labridae. Gene Ontology annotation, biological process: cytoskeleton-dependent intracellular transport; regulation of microtubule cytoskeleton organization; microtubule cytoskeleton organization. Gene Ontology annotation, cellular component: microtubule; cis-Golgi network; Golgi-associated vesicle. The transcript has 3 exons. Gene Ontology annotation, molecular function: calmodulin binding; microtubule binding. The record is from RefSeq and is a predicted model, not a curated record. The coding region runs from base 188 to 1123 and encodes 311 amino acids.